Molecule: messenger RNA, 195 nt
Organism: Parastagonospora nodorum SN15
Lineage: Eukaryota; Fungi; Ascomycota; Dothideomycetes; Pleosporales; Phaeosphaeriaceae
Exons: 1
Coding region: 1-195 (64 amino acids)
Source: RefSeq, a predicted model, not a curated record
AUGAGCUUCCCACUGCCCACUUUCCUUCUUGCCUUGCGCUUCAACAAGUUUCCCACUACUGUCACCCUCGAUCCAACCGCCACCUCCGGCACCUACAACUUCGCUCUUCUCACCCUCCUCAACACUAACCCAGCGACUGCGACCUGCUACAUCCCCGAAGAAAGCAUCCUUGUUGCUGCGCCAUUCCCAGUCUAG